AUGUCGGACAACGAGCAGACCCGCCAGGGUAUCGCCAUUGAUCCAGAGGCUACGGGCGUAGAUGGUGGUUCCAUAGCUGAUGCAGAGAGGGCUCCAAAUGACGACCAGCAUGUUGAGGCUUUUGACGUGGCUGACAUGGCAGAUAAAUUCCCCUCUGCUGAAGUCAUCGGCGUUGACAUCUCACCUACCCAACCAUCCUGGAUCCCACCGAAUCUCAAGUUCCAGAUCGACGAUGCGCAGCUUGAUUGGACUUUUGAGCCCGACUCUUUCGACUUCAUUCAUAUACGCUACAUGCAUGGUGCUUUUGACGAUUGGCAUAGAUUGUAUCGUCAAAUGUUCAAGGCUUUGAAGCCUGGUGGCUGGUUUCAGCAUAUCGAGCCUGACAUCCAUCUCAAAUGCGACAAUGCAGCUUCGGUAGCCGAGAACGAGACCUUCAGGCAAUGGGCUCAGCUAUUCUACGAUGCUGGCGACAAGAUUGGACGUACUUUCAACAUCACCAAUGGACUCAUGCAGGACUCUGCUCGAGAUGCAGGAUUCGAAGACAUUGUCCACAAAGUGCAUACUAUCCCGCUAGGCGAAUGGCCAAAGGAAGCUAAACGCAAGAAGCAAGGGCAGUUUGUUGGGCUGUACAUGGAUCUCAGUCUGGAUGGCUUUGCGCUGUAUCCCAUAGGUCAGAUCCUCGGCUGGAGCCGUGAAGAGGUCGAGGUUCUCGUGGCAAAGAUGCGAGCUAUCAUUCGAAAUCCGAAACAUCUUGCUAGUGGCGACAUGCACCUAGUCUACGGUCGAAAGCCCAUCCAGACCUAG
Molecule: messenger RNA, 804 nt
Organism: Fusarium graminearum PH-1
Lineage: Eukaryota; Fungi; Ascomycota; Sordariomycetes; Hypocreales; Nectriaceae
Exons: 6
Coding region: 1-804 (267 amino acids)
Molecular function (GO): methyltransferase activity
Source: RefSeq, a predicted model, not a curated record